AUGACCAGCCGGAGCUUGCUGAGCUGGGCUUUGAUGCUACUUCUUUCCAGUACUGCCUGCUCUCUGGACUGUCACUUUCAACGGAGGGGCAUCUGGGAGAUUGUACAACAUUUAGAGAACCUUGGAGGAAAAUUUCCCCUGAGAUGUCUGAAGGACAGAAGCAACUUCAGAUUCCUCCAGGUUGCAAAAAUCGACCAGCUUCCGGAGGAAACUGCUUUCCCGGCCAUCGGAGAAAUGCUGCGACAGGUCUUCAACACUUUCAGCCUGAAUGUCUCCCAAUCGUUGUGGAAUGAAAGCCGUUUAGAGAGACUCCUAAGUGGACUGUAUCAGCAAACAGAGAAGACAGGGGUAUGCCUGGAGCAGGACUCUGGGCAGGAGGAUCAUUCAUCCUCGCAAAGGGAGGGUACCAGACUUGCAAUAAAGAAUUAUUUCCAAGGCAUCCGUGACUAUUUGCAAGGCCAAAAGUAUAGCCACUGUGCCUGGGAGGUCAUCCGUGUGGAAAUCCGAAGGUGUUUUCUCUUCAUUGAGCAGCUGACAAGAAGACAUCGGGACCAAGAAAUAGGUCACUUACAUAACUAA
Molecule: messenger RNA, 579 nt
Organism: Neofelis nebulosa (Clouded leopard)
Lineage: Eukaryota; Metazoa; Chordata; Mammalia; Carnivora; Felidae
Product: interferon beta-like
Exons: 1
Coding region: 1-579 (192 amino acids)
Biological process (GO): response to exogenous dsRNA; defense response; B cell proliferation
Cellular component (GO): extracellular region
Molecular function (GO): type I interferon receptor binding; cytokine activity
Source: RefSeq, a predicted model, not a curated record